This is a messenger RNA of Neoarius graeffei (lesser salmon catfish), 3717 nucleotides long. It is a transcript of the gene khnyn, whose product is annotated as KH and NYN domain containing. Bases 379 to 3144 code for a protein of 921 amino acids. The transcript is spliced from 9 exons. Gene Ontology annotation, molecular function: mRNA binding; RNA endonuclease activity. Gene Ontology annotation, cellular component: nucleus; cytoplasmic ribonucleoprotein granule. Lineage: Eukaryota; Metazoa; Chordata; Actinopteri; Siluriformes; Ariidae. The record is from RefSeq and is a predicted model, not a curated record.
AUUACGGUAGUUACACUUCUGCACGCCUCCUUCGUGUUUCCCCAAGUUUCACUUUAUCAACAACAACAAGCUGAGCUCUGAGUGGGGACGGAGGUUUAAACGCAAGCCAUCAGAGAAUUGUCAAAAAAAACAAAAACAGUUCAGUAUUUAAAACGAUAUGAAUAAUGUUUAUAACUGAUCACUAACACAGCUUCGGUGCGAAUUAGACGUUGAACUUUGGACCCAAUCGCCUUUCAUAGAAUUACAGAAGACAGAUUGUAGAUAUGCUGCAAUCGAAACUUAAACCUGGAAAAAGGUGAAGAUUGAAGGGUGCGGUUUAAAGUGCUGAAGUGGCCAUGACAAGUAAAUCUUGACUAUUACCUACACUUCAACCCCAUCAUGGCUGUUUCAGCCAUCCCAGAAUGGAGGGAUAAGAUGGCAGGAGAGCAGCAAGUGGAGGACGAGUUUGCCUGCCCUGGUGUGUUGCAGGGGUCUCUGCUCUCUCUGAAACCCACAGUGGAACGAGUGUUUGGUGUGACUUUGAGAAUUGGUGGGGAAGACACCUCAUAUCCCUCUCAGGAUGGACAAAUUUGGCUCCAACUGAAGGGAAGGAAAGAAGACGUUGAGGCAGCAAAGAUUUUUAUAAAAGGUGUUGUAAACCAGGAAGCUCAGAAGGAAAUUCAAUAUCCACAAGUCCUUCACUGUGUGUUCUGCGGUGCCAAGGAGUUGUUUAUUGACUGCCUGAUUAGAAUUACCUCAGCGCAUAUAAUAGUGGGCUCAGUUGGGUGUCUCCUCAUCUCUGGGUUGACCGAGCCUGUUGUUAAGGCUUACUCCCUUGUCAUAGACUUAGUAGACAAGUACAAUUGUAGCCAAGCACAACCCACUGAGGCAAGAAGUGAGUGCAUGGAUUCUCGUCGGGCCUUCAAAUCCCUGGCAGAGAGACUGGAGGACACUUACACUUUGGAACUGCUGGUCCUGCCAGUGAUGGUUAAAGAAGUUCUUCUGGACUUAGUUAAGCAGUCAGGACUAGAUCCCAACACGUUGGACAGUAGUGUAGUUUCAGUCGGAGCCACAGAACCUCUAAAACUUCAGGAGUGCAUGGAUAGACUGAUACUAAGAGAAUCUAAGGAGAACCAGAACCUUGAGAUUUCAAAGAGUGCCACAGUUUCUCCCAGAGCAAGUGGGACACCUUUUUUUAACUUUCCAGAUUCUAGAAUCAAUGAUACAGGAAAACAAGUUAAUAAACAAAAGCCUCCAAGUCACUACUUCAACUAUUUUGUAGCAGGCACAGAACCAAGGCCUGGUACUGCAAGUACAGAUGUAAAGAAACAAGACAGUGAAGUGCAGAAGUGGUCCGAAGGUGUAUCCUAUGAUAUAGAGGAGGAAGAACAGUUAAAUCAGCAGGAUCAACAUGGAGAAAGCCUGUUGUCCACAGCAAGCAAACAAGAAAAUGAGCACCUACUUAAAUUCUUCACUGCUAUGGGGUUCAAUGAUGAGGUGGUAUGCAGGGUUUUGGCCCGUACUGGACCUAGAGAACCCUCCCAGGUUCUUGACCUGAUCCAGCAAGAGCAGGAUAAAACAGUGAUUCAGAUCUUAAAGCAGGAGGUGAAUGGGGCUACAGGGGCCAAAGAUGAUGAUUUUGUCCUUGGUGUGAUGAAGAAAGCAGCAGCCAGCUGUGGGUACACCGAGGAGAAGGUGGCUGAGAUUUACAGCAACAUCCCUGAAUUGAAACCACAUGAGCUGAUCCUGGAACUUCAGAAAAAGGGUAUGAUGGAACCCAGUGCCAGGAAUGAUAGCGAGAGAAAGAAAGCAGAAGAAAUAGAGGAGCCGGGGAGAAACGCAGCCAUCCUUCAAAGAGCCAAAGAAGGACCUUUAAAGGAUGAGAAAAAAACUGAGAGAAUUCAUGGGGAGAGUGGACUAACAAAUGUAGAAAAAACUGAGAAUGAAAAAAGAACAAGUUUAGAAGGAGUGACUAAAAAGAAGCAGGAUGUGCCAGCACAUCGGAGAGGAAGGUCAAGUGUGGGACCAAGAUUACCAGGACACUUAACUGAGCCAGACACGAUGGACUUGGAAAGGACUACACCAGAUAUUUUUUCAUCUUCUCAAAAUCAGCCCCCAUUCCAUACCAUUCCACCUUCUGUAUGUGGGCCUCCUCAGCUGACUUACCCAUCUCCACUGCACACCAAUAUCUCAGAAGAAAAAAUUGCCCCAGUAGAGCCCACUUUCCUCAGGCCUAAACACAAAGCUCUACCAAGCAAAUCAGGUGCAGUCAUCACCGGACAGCAACGCUUCUUGGAAGGCUUAGAGACACCAUUUGUCCUCAAACUGAAGGAUGACCAUGGUGACCCAGGGCUGCGGCAGAUCAUCAUUGAUGGGAGCAAUGUUGCCAUGACGCAUGGUUUGGGAAUAUUUUUCUCCUGUCGAGGCAUUGCUCUGGCUGUGGAGUACUUCUGGAACCAAGGCCAUCGCAAAAUCACAGCACUUGUUCCUCAGUGGAGACAGAAGAAAGAUCCAAAAAUAAAAGAGCAGCAUUUUAUGGCACAACUGCAAGAUCUUGGUCUCCUCUCGUUUACCCCAUCUAGAGAGUUUAAAGGACAGAGGAUAAACUCCUAUGAUGACAGAUUUAUGCUGCAGCUUGCAAGGCAGACAGAUGGAGUGAUUGUAACGAAUGACAACAUGAGAGACCUUGUGGAUGAGUCAGUUGGAUGGAAAGAAAUCAUCAAGACAAGGUUGCUUCAGUAUGUGUUUGCAGGAGACCUCUUUAUGGUGCCGGAUGAUCCUCUAGGCCGAAGUGGACCUCACAUUAAUGACUUCUUACGGAUACAGAACAGGCCUGCUGUUCCAAGCAGACACACAUUUGCUGGUAUGGCCUCAAAUUUCCCCCAACCUUCCUCUCAACCCAGAGCUCAGACAGAAGUACUGAAGUACCGUGACCGGACACCUGGAGGCAUCAGCAGAGCUCACGGGUCAAUCAGAGGUCAUUCUCAGGAGCGAAAGGAGAUGGAGAGGUCAGCAGAGGAGACACUCAGGCUGAAACAGGAUUUAGUGCAGAUUUUUCCAGGGCAGGAGAGUGUGGUUACAAUGACCCUACAGUGCUACCCAGCUCUUACAGACAUCAACCAAUUGUCUGAGUACAUUCUGGAACAAGUCAAUACAGAGGAGUAGAAGUCCAUGAAUGCGAGUUUGAAGUGAGAGAGACUGGCUCAAUAAUAUAACCAUGAACUGAGACUAUGGGUGAAUUAUUGCAUUCAUAACGUAUUUGAAAAUAAAUCUUGAGGAAACAAGAAACUGAUCUUAACAUGAAAACAAAAAAAAAGUGUGCUUAUCUUUUAGCUGUGAAGUGUUAGUUAUUUGCAGUGCUAAAUUAAUAAAUAGAAUGUUCAGUGGCUAGGAUUUUGGUGACUACUUCAUGGUAAUAAAAAAGGUUUUAAAAAUGCAGUGUAUAUUUUAGACCAGCAUUGUGUAAACAUAUUUUUAGCCCUAUUUGUCUUUUGCAUUCCUAUUUAAAAAAUGUUCCACUGAUUAGCAUAAUGAUUAAUGCAUAUUUUAUCAGACGUUUUACAUAAAGAAGAUACAAUUUCUUUUGACUGUGUAAUGCUGCAUAUUGUGGUCACUAAACUCAAGGAGCAAUUAUACCAACCAAUAUCAUGUCAAUGGUUCCGUCUUUAUUUUUUCAAAUGGCUGUUUUUGUAAUGAAUCUUCAUAAGUCCAGCAAUAAACUUCCUUCUUCAGGAAUAA